Molecule: messenger RNA, 2871 nt
Organism: Vespa mandarinia (Asian giant hornet)
Lineage: Eukaryota; Metazoa; Arthropoda; Insecta; Hymenoptera; Vespidae
Source: RefSeq, a predicted model, not a curated record
AAUCAAAAAUAGAACUAAUAGAUAAUAAACAUGUUAAUAUUUAUUUUAGAACAAAAUAAUUACUGUAAAAUAUUUUUUGAAUUCACCAUUGUUACCACCAAAUUCGAAUGUGUUUCAAUUGUCCGUUGAUCUGCCCUCUAUAGUCGUUAGAUAUGAUAUUGCAUUCAUAUACUGUCUUCAGAUUACUUCAAGUUUAUUCGUGAUAGGGAAGAUCAGUAAUGUUUGAAUAAUUUUAAAACAUUAAUUUUCAAUAACUGCACUCAAUAUGAACUGAUAAAUGUUAUUAUGAUAUUGAUAAUCACUAAAUUGGCAAAUAUAGAUCAAUAAUUUUAUUAAACCGCAUCUUAUCAUGUCUGCCGAGCAUCACAGUGGAAAAGGUUAUACACCUCUUCCUCAGUGUAUGAGCAAUACUGACACCGAAGAUGAAGAUGAACAUGUAACACAAAGAAAUGAUUUAACAAACAAACAAACUAACGAUGAGAGAGAAACAACGGAGCCUACCACAGUUCACGAACAUGAAGCGUACUAUCCACUGGAUGAAACUAGAAAUUUAGCAAAUCGAACUAGGAAUGGGCAAAACAUAAUUAAAUGUUACAGAGAUGAUAUACCUAAAAUGAUAAUAGAAGGCAAUACGCAAAAUGAUCUAUGGAAACGCAGAGAUAUGUCUCCUCUUCGACGUUUCUGCUUAGUUAUAUCUAUACUAUUAUGCAUAGUAACAAUACUUGUGUUUUUGUAUGUUUUACCAUGUGACACUAUGAUAUGUCCACCAAUUAAUGAAUCACAAUCAUCUGUUUCAUGGGAGAAAACUUUAUGGAAUGUAGAAGUACAUGGGCCAAUAACUAUAAUACCUGGAUCUCCAUAUGAUCUUAUAUUCUUACUUCGAGGUCAAGAAUAUAAUGAUAGCAAUACAGAUAAUAGUUCCAAAACAUCAAGGGGAAGUUCUAUAGUAUCUAUACAUGGAACCAGUGGCCUUUAUUUAUGGUUGGUUUGUUUAGAAAGAGUACCUACUAAUAUUGAUUGCAUAUCCAUUGACACUGACCGAUCUGGAAAGACAGAUUGCAUUGUUGUUGGAGAACGUGGUUUAUUAAAGAGUAUAGAUCCAACCACAGGCAUAAUACACUGGAAUUCUGAAGUACAUACAUUUCCUAAAUUACCAGUGAUUUUACCAGAUCUCAACUCUGAUGGAAUUGAAGAUCUAUUAAGUGUAGAAUUAACUCAAGGAAAUAUAUCUUCUCUCGUACUUUUAUCUGGUAAUACAGGACAACUCCUGGGAAAAUAUAUAAAACAUAAUUGUUCAUUAGUUAAUAUAUAUAAUCUUGUUUCUGAUGGCACUAUUUUAUAUUUAUGUCACGACAUGAAUGGCAAACGUAUAACAAAGUACGUUUCGUUAAAAGCACUUCUCAAUGGUUCAAGUUUAUCGCAAAGAAAAAGGGAAAUAACAGCAUCGCCACGUAUAUUUAAAACGAUGAUGUUAGAUGAACAAAAUAAUUAUUGGAAGCCUACACGUUAUCAUCGUUUGAUGGUUGAAAAUGAAGGCAUAUGUUCUUGGGAAUCUUGUAAAGCUACUUUGAAUUUAACUCUUCAAAAACAACCAAAUCAAACAUUGAAAAUUUGGGAAUAUGUCAGCCCUAAUUCGUUUGCCUCAAAACCAGUCUUUUUAAUAACAUCACAAGAACCAUAUAGCACUGGAUUUGUAAUAAAAUUCUGGCAAUGGCUCGAUACAAAUCCUUCGGUAACAGAUACGAUACCUAAAAUCAUUGAACGAAAACUAAUCGAAAGAGUAUUAAUCGUUUUCGUUAAUUAUACCGAUGUACAAGUUAUUAACGCUAGUCAAACUGAUGUUACUCAAUUAUGUAAUGGUACUAACUGUCAACCAAAUUUAGAUUUACGAGUGAAAUUUAAUUCCAUUGCAGCAGCAAAUAUUAAUCAAGAGGGAUAUCCAGAAUUGGUAAGUUAUUGGUCUUCAUAUAAUAACGAAUCGCCUAGAAUGCUCACGUCCAAAAUUGAAAUUGUUAAAAUAGACUUAAUAAUAUCUAAUUUACCACGUCCUAAUGUGCAGUUUUUUAAAAUACUCCUUAACUAUGCAAAUUCUAUGCAUUCUACAAGCGUAGGUAAGCGAUAGAUUCUUUAUUAGCAUAUUUUGGCACACAUCAUAUAUAGUUAUUUAAAAUAUGUUGCAAAUCAAUUGAUUUUAUGCUGUGAACGUAAUUCGUAUUUUCAAAAUAACGAACAUAGAAUGAUUGUGAAAUUUAUUUAUUUUUUAUUUAUUUUUUUCUAUCAAAAAAAUAUUAAACGAAUAAAAAGAAAUGAUAUUUUUCAAUUGAAUUUUAUUUUCAAUUACGAAUUUAAUUACAAAAUAAAAGCCAGCUUAUCGAAUAAUCAUUUUACUAGAAAAAAUAAUAAUAAUGGUGCCUUGAAAUGAGUUAUUGACAUUACACGUUGUAUCUUACAACUGUAUUAUGCUUCAGUGCGCCGAUAUUGGUAUAAAAAAGCAAUAUCAUUGUAUGUUAUAGAUUUUCAAAAUAUUAUCAUCGAAUAUUACGCUUAUGUAUUACAUAAAAUUUUAAGGUUAUUGUACGAAAAAAGAAAAAAAAGAAAAAAAUCAUACCAUCGAACGUAGACAUGAAAUGCUCCUGAAUUGUUACUUGUCACAUAUUGUCACAAAGUAAAUUCAUUUUUCAACUUAUUCUCACUUAUUAUUACGUCUAUUAAUCUUCUACGCGCAUAUAUGAUAAUCUACAUAGAAGGAAACAUCUGUUUUUCAAAAUAUUAUACUCAUUUCCACAAUAUAACAAUGCUAGCAACGAAAUAUUGUAUGUAUGUACAUCGACAAAUAAUAACGUCGUAAAUAUAUUGUUUUUCAAUGGGCUA